AUGCUAGAAUACUUCGGCUACAAGCAGUACAAGAAGUACAAGACGGAGAAGGAGGCAAAGGAGGCCGCCGCAACAGACGGCAACGAUGCCGCAACUCAACACCCCGCUUCGAGACCAUCGCCAUCACGGCGCCAGACCAGCUCCCGCUCGCUGUCGCCGGCAGGCAGCGCCGCGACCGAUCGCACAAAGGGCGGUCCCGCGCCAGUCCUGGAUCGCAAAGAUGAGGCCUUCUUUAGGCGCAUUCUCUCCGACCCGGACGCCGAGGACUCUGAUGACGAGCACCUCCGUCCUCCUCUGCCGCCGCGCAGCAAGACGCCUGAGUACACAUGGGAAUCCGACGAAUCGCGGCGUACCGCCCCCUUGAAGGAGGAACCCCCAAAGAAGGCGGCGACAGUCGCCGUCGACCCCAAGGCCGAUGGCAAGAAGCCCAACAAGAUCGCCUUCCUCUUCUCGAAGGUCAGAGGUGGCGACGACAAGGACAAGCAGCUCGCACCCGUCAAGCCCACCGCCGUGCCUGCGGAGGAGGAAGCCCGGGAGAAGGACGACCUCUCUCGCGUGCUCGAAGAUCUCAACCUCUCCGCCAAGAACAACAAGGCGAUCCCCCUCUCGGCAGAGUCGUCCGAGCUCGUCCAGCAGUUCACCCUCGCUCUCAAGGAUCUCGUCAACGGUGUCCCGACCGCCGUGGACGACAUCAAGAGACUCGUCGAGGACAAGGACGGCACCAUCAAGAAGUCCUUCGACAAGCUGCCCAACGGCAUGAAGAAGCUCGUCACCAACCUCCCGGACAAGUUCACGGCCUCCCUGGGCCCCGAGGUACUGGCUGCAGCGGCCAAGAGCCAGGGCAUCCACCAGGCGGAAGUCGGAGCGGAGGAAACCGUCAAGGGCGCCGCCAAGAGGAUGUUCAACCCCUCGAACCUCUCCGACCUCGUCACCAAGCCGGGCGCCGUCGUGGGCAUGCUCAAAGCCAUCGUCAACGCCCUGAAGCUGAGGUGGCCCGCCUUCAUCGGCACGAACGCGAUCAUCUCGGUCGCUCUAUUCCUUCUCCUCUUUGUUCUGUGGUACUGCCACAAGCGCGGCCGCGAGGAGCGCAUCAAGCGCGAAAACGCGCCCGAAAUCAUCGACGGCAGUGGCCGUAUCGAGGAGCUGCCCGAUGACCCCGCUCUGCCGGGACCCUCGCGCUCUCGUACGGAGCCUGUUCAUUCGGAUCGUCCGCGCAGCCAACGCAGCGAGCGCAGCAGGCGCAGUGGCAGGGCCGGGUCGGGGCGGACGACGCCGGCGCGGAGGGCUUCGCCACCACCCCCCGACUCUCCCCGCAGAAGAGCUACGAGAAAGUGA
Molecule: messenger RNA, 1335 nt
Organism: Colletotrichum karsti
Lineage: Eukaryota; Fungi; Ascomycota; Sordariomycetes; Glomerellales; Glomerellaceae
Exons: 2
Coding region: 1-1335 (444 amino acids)
Source: RefSeq, a predicted model, not a curated record